AUGGCGGCAGUAUCUUCCCCGACUUCAGUCUGAAUUGUUGUCUGUUCAUUUCCUUGAAAAGCAUCGGGAAAGUUUAUGAUGACUUCGAAUUUAAGAGACUAUUUAUUGUUUUGUGUUUUGUUUAAAUAAAAACUAAGUGAUUGGUUUAAUUUGUGUGUUUUGCUGGAAUCUAUAUUGUGUGACAGAAUUUAUGUACUUGUUAUUCACGUAUGCAAAGGCAUUGAUCACGUAUGACGAAACAUGGAGAGCGUCGACAACAAUACCAUAUCAUAUGACAAACUUAUUAACUUUAAUCAAAGACAUGUGAUCAACAGUACAAUGAUCAAAGAGACAUGGCCUAUAGAGAAAUGUUUGGAACUUCACUUGACAAACGAAACAUACAACGAUAACAUAAGCAAUGUAUUUAUUUACAACAACACUGAAAUUUACUGCUUGGAACACGCGCCUUUACUCACUAGAAGUAGAAUAGUUAGAGCGAGCAUACUUUCAGUCAUGGCAGUUUUAUCGUUUGUUGGAAAUUUUGCGACGAUGAUAAGCGUACAAAGAGGGAAACGCUGUCGCAGACGUGCGAGGCCGUCUUGGACUGCUAUUUACAGUCUUAUCUUUCAACUGAGUAUAGCUGACUUAUUCGUGACUCUAUUUUGUAUAGCUGGUGAGGCAGCUUGGUCGUUCACUGUGCAGUGGUAUGGCGGAAAUGUUUUGUGCAAAUUGUUUAAGUUCUUACAAAUGUUCGCGUUGUAUUUGAGUACGUUUGUGUUAGUGUUGAUUGGUGUAGAUAGGUGGUUGGCUGUCAAAUAUCCAAUGAAGAGCAUGGGUACUGCAACUAGGAGUACGAGAUUACUCAUUGUGGCAUGGAUUUUGAGUAUUGUUCUAAGUAUUCCCCAGACAAUAGUUUUUAGGGUAGUAAAAGGUCCGUUCGUAGAAGAAUUUCAUCAGUGCGUGACACAUGGCUUCUAUACAGAGCCUUGGCAGGAGCAGGCAUAUACUACUCUCUCUCUGGUCUUCAUGUUUGUAAUUCCACUCAUCAUCUUAGUGUCUACUUAUGUGUCUACAGUGAGAACUAUUGCAAAAAGUGAAAAAGUAUUUCAACCAGAAACAAUCAGACAAGAAAAAUACGUAACACCUGAUCUGAACAGAAGAAGGCUAAUAGACCGUGCCAAAAUGAAAUCACUUCGGAUGUCAAUUGUAAUUGUAGUGACGUUUAUUGUCUGGUGGACACCGUACUAUAUAAUGAUGUUAAUUUUUACUUUUGUAAAUCCUACAAAGAGUGUCGUUGACGAUUGGAUGUCAGCGAUAUUCUUCUUCGGUAUGUCAAACAGUCUAGUCAACCCUGUGAUUUACGGAGCCUUUCAUCUGUGGCCUAAAAAACGUUCACGUAAUAGUGAAAGGGAUUCCGGGCAACCUGCUUCAUUUAUUCGUCGUGGUGAUCAGACCUCAUCUAUACGACUGACUACCAUCAGAUCAAUGAGAUCAUCUGCGAAAUACACAAACGGACAAAAUAUGAGUCUCUUAUAAUAUUAUGAGAAGUGUUUUUGCUAUAUAAAUUAAGUACCCCACACCCACUCAUUGUAUAAAUACCUAUGUAAUGAAAUGUCAUUGACUGAAUUAUUUGUAUUGUGAAUAUAUAGAUAUUUCUAAGUCAAACAAAAUAUAGACUCCGGAAAAGAAAUCACCAUGAAUUAUAUACUAAAACCAUCUACGAAACAUCUUAUGGUAUAACUUCUAUACCGAUCGGAUCAGUGGUAUUCAAAGUACAACCGAAAGAAAAAAAAAGGCUCUCAAUUUAUUAGUAAAUAGUAUAGAUUAAGAAUCUCCGCUGCGCCCCAAAUAGAUAAUGCAGGCAUAAUUGCAAAGUACGGCAACUAAUACUACUAUUAAGUGGGCGUACUGGAACCAGUGUCGAACAAUGUGUGACGUUAAAUUUUGCUAAUAAUUGAAACCAAAAUCCCGGUUUGCGUAGUAAAACUUUGUAAAAAUAAUACUACUAGAAAUAAGGAACACACUGGGAUCUCAUAUCAUCAGUAAGUUAUUUUGUAUUUUAUUUAUUUCAAUGUUAAAUAACACAUGUUACAAAAUUUUGAAAGAUGUUAUUGAGCGUCAAGAUGCCACGCAGGCAAGCAUCUAAUAGUUGCCGUAAUAAAAAAGCAAUUGUUCUUAGGCAGUGCGGUAUCUAGUUGGAGUGUAGCGUAGACCAAUUCUUAAUCGAAGGUAAAUAGAUAUCCAUCAUAAUUCUGAAAAUGAAAGUAUUGUUGUCAUUGCGUUACAAGGUUCGUUAGUAGUUAAAAUGUCUUGAUCAUGAGAUAAAAAUAUUCCUUUUAAUUGAUUAUGGUUAACCGACAAAUUGUGCUAUUUUUGAGGUUUUAAUAUUAUCACUGUUGAUUAGGUAGACAAGUUUUUAGUUGCUUAUUGUGUGACUAAUGUAAGUGGAUCAUUCAUCAGUACUUCAAAUGUUUA
This is a messenger RNA of Leptidea sinapis, 2454 nucleotides long. It is a transcript of the gene NGR-A21, whose product is annotated as gonadotropin-releasing hormone receptor. The coding region runs from base 241 to 1515 and encodes 424 amino acids. Gene Ontology annotation, cellular component: membrane. Gene Ontology annotation, molecular function: corazonin receptor activity. The record is from RefSeq and is a predicted model, not a curated record. NCBI's taxonomy places the organism in Eukaryota, Metazoa, Arthropoda, Insecta, Lepidoptera, Pieridae. Gene Ontology annotation, biological process: neuropeptide signaling pathway. The transcript has 6 exons.